Toxoplasma gondii ME49 is the source of this 2355-nucleotide messenger RNA. RefSeq names its product ribosomal-ubiquitin protein RPS27A (gene RPS27A). Gene Ontology annotation, biological process: protein ubiquitination; translation; modification-dependent protein catabolic process. Lineage: Eukaryota; Apicomplexa; Conoidasida; Eucoccidiorida; Sarcocystidae. The transcript is spliced from 3 exons. The record is from RefSeq and is a predicted model, not a curated record. Gene Ontology annotation, cellular component: nucleus; cytoplasm; ribosome. Gene Ontology annotation, molecular function: ubiquitin protein ligase binding; structural constituent of ribosome; protein tag activity. Bases 132 to 596 code for a protein of 154 amino acids.
GAGAAGUUAAGAUCGUCGUCUGGUUUCUGGUGCCCGUGUAUUUGUGGGGCAGCGCCUCGCCGUGCAUGUUUUGCUGUGCUUUCUUUCUUUCUCACUUUUUUCUCCAAAAAGUCUGAAAAAGAAAGAUAAAAAUGCAAAUCUUUGUCCUCUCUGUCGGCGGCGACACCCUCGCCCUCGAGGUCGCUCCGACCUCGACCAUCCGUGAUGUGAAGGAGCAGCUUCAGGCCCGCCAAGGCAUUGAGGCGGAUGACCAGCGCCUGUGCUUCGGUCUCCAUGCUUUGGAGGACGACGAGACUCUCGGCGAGCUCGGCGUCGAGGAGGAGUGCACCCUGUACCAGUCUCUCGAGUUGCUGGGUGCUGGCAAGAAGCGCAAGAAGAAGACGUACACCAAACCCAAGAAGCAAAAGCACAAGAAGAAGAAGGUCAAGCUCGCGGUGUUGAAGUUCUACAAAGUCGACGGCAACGACAAGGUGACUCGUCUGCGCAAGGAGUGCCCCCGUGAGACCUGCGGCGCAGGUGUCUUCAUGGCUGCGCACAAGAACCGCACAUACUGCGGGCGCUGCGGUCUCACCUACAUCCUCAAUGCUGAGGAGUGAAGAAGCAAACGUGUGAGGGUUUCACGGGUGGUCGCGGUAAACGCAAUGGAGAGGACGCGGACGCCCCCUGGCUGUUCAGUCCACCCUGAGAACACGGUGUGAUGCGGACGGCCGGACGUCGCUGUUUCUCUGGUAAUCUCUUUCUACCGUUUUCCUCGCUCUUCGCCUUCUUUUGCUGACCACGGUCUAGUGUUAGGACUCAAACCCUUCAGUCUCAAUCGUUCAAAAAAAAACUCCACGGGGUGUCGAACCGCACUCGCACGGUCAAUGACAAGAUUGAGAACGGAUAAAACCGGCGAAAGACCCGCAACUGGAGACAAAAGAUACACGGCGCUGUUUAGUUUACCUAUUGUCAGCUUUUGGGUUCCUGCAUUGCGUGCUUUCUUUGACGAAGCGCGUGUGCAGGCAUCCGCCUAUGCAGGCGCACCACGGUUGUCACCAGGUCGCUUGUGCUUUUCGCGUACUGCAUGGGCAGACACGUUAUGCACUUUUGGUGGUACGAAAUGCAGAGGAUAGAGUUUAAUGGUGAAAGAGGAACUGAUAUCAUUUGAUUUUUCUUCAUGUUUGAACGGCACUGGAGAAAUGGCUAAGCCAAAGUGAACGUCGGCUCGAAGAAUACAACAGUGCCGCAUCACGGUGACAUUCUCCAUCGGCAUACUUAGUGUAACGAAACACAGUUUAUGUGGGUUCUUCCGGCAAUGUGCUUCUCACUUAAGAGGAAAACAGAAGGCAAUGACAAGAUCACUGAUUUGCGUCACGUGUGUACCCAGUCCUACUCGCAGUGACACCAGAGGGAAGUACGCACACGACUAAGCGAUGUAAAACGGGGGACUCGUAGAAGCGAUCCCACCCUGUUCCAGAAGGACCACCUAUAGCCGAAAAAAGCUGCGUCAGAAAUGAUUUGCCACAGAGCAAAUUUUCUUCGGUCUUCGAGAGGUUCGAGAAAUGCGGCUCGUGCGACGGGGUUCUCCCUAACUCGGGGAAGGCGGCUGGGACCUGCAGAAGCACAACGUCACGGUGUUUGUCGCUGUGUGUUGGGCAUGAUGCGUUCGCAUUGGUAUAAGUUAACUUGAACAGAGACACGGUAAUUCCUAGGUACGAAAUGUGACUCCAGUUGUGAGAUACAGACAGCAAACUUCCGUGUGCUGUACGCCGAACCCCCACUGGACUGCUAUGGACGGCUGAGAGUUUAUGUCUGCUUAGAAGGCGUAGUCAUGCGCAGUAUUCGUAAUACUUCGAUCCGGUAAUCAAAGACCUUCCAGGCUUCCACCAGUAGUCCAGCUCGCAGGAUACACUCUCCAGAAAAAGACAGUUAAUAUAAGUAUAGGAACUCUAAUUUAUCUUGUGUAACAGGGACGCUACCAUCAGUUGUUAUCUGAGAAAAAGGGAGUUGAUAGAAACUCAGGAAUCCCACUACUUCAGUAGCUCUAUGUUUGGUUUUGCAUCCCCUGAGACGGAAAGGAAAGACAGAGUUGGAGCUGACCCUGCCACUUGCGCCAACAAAAAAUAAAGACCAUACAACCUUGCUGUUUCAAGCGUACCGCCGUCGUUUCACCUCCAGCAAGAGUAUCUUCUUCUCAGACCGUAAGCGGUAUCUCAUCUAGAAAAUGUUACCGGUAUUGACCUUUUGAGGAAAGCGGCACACCCUGUUUUCUCGUGUCUUCCGAAACAGGAACUGCGCGAACGUUCCCCCAGACCACCUUCCAUGGCAGAGUCUUCAUGAGAGAACUUUUCGUUGACAGCGACAUCUCGAUGGUGC